Molecule: messenger RNA, 3325 nt
Organism: Engraulis encrasicolus (European anchovy)
Lineage: Eukaryota; Metazoa; Chordata; Actinopteri; Clupeiformes; Engraulidae
Gene: sdc4
Product: syndecan 4
Exons: 5
Coding region: 156-779 (207 amino acids)
Biological process (GO): cell migration
Cellular component (GO): membrane; cell surface
Source: RefSeq, a predicted model, not a curated record
UCCAGUCGUCUGAUCAGUGAACACGGGAACUCGAGGUGGAAUCUUUUAACUUGUUUGUCAGUGAAAUACUUUUGGAACCAGCGACAACCGCCAGCGUAUUUUAUUUCUCAACACAAACGUUAUCAGUUUAUUUAUAACUUAUUCAACGAAGCAAGAUGCAAAACCUUUUCCUCGUGUUGUUUUUAGUCGCCUCAGUCUACUCUGAAUCGCAGGUAAGAGAGACGGAGACAUGGAUGCCCAUGAAGGCCAAGCAGUCGCUGCCGGCGCCCGCAGAGGAGGACCUGGUGUCCUCGGGCGACUCGGCCACCUCCGACUUCGAGCUCACAAGUGACGACGAAGACAGCGAGGAUGACGAUGAUGACUUUGAGGACGGCAUGUCAGGCUCUGGAGACGGAGAGUCCUUCAAUGAGAUUGUGCCCACAGCCAAGCCGGAGCUGAUUGACAACAGGAUCCCGGAGCAGGGCGGCCCAGCGAAGCCCGUGAGGCCCACGGUCAACGAGAACGAGAUCGUCCAGAAGAACGAGGUGGGCGUGGGCUCGUCGGCCAACGACGACUACCCUCCCAACGUGCUCAUGUCACAGGCAGACACAGACGAGGGCUUCUUCCAGAAGACGGAAGUUGUUGCAGCUCUGAUCGCGGGCGCUGCAGUGGGCCUGCUGUUCUCCGUGCUGCUCAUCCUGCUCCUCAUCUACCGCAUGAAGAAGAAGGACGAGGGCAGCUACGACCUGGGCAAGAAGCCCAUCUACAAGAAGGCGGCCACCGCAGAGAUCUACGCCUAAAAACAAAAACAUCUAUCCAUCUAUCCUCCCCCCUCCAUCCAUCGGCCCUGUCCUCCCUGCCCUGUCCUGGACUCUCUGGGUGCGUUCCAAUAUGCGACCUUGCCUCCUCCACUUGUGCUUGUGGCCUUGUUUCCAGGAAGUAAUAUGUCAUGAUGACAAUCACUGACAACAGCAUUAUAUUUCAAUAUCUUGCAAAAGCUCAAUUGGAGAGUCUUUUUUCUCAUUUGCAAUUGGGAUAGUGAAUGAAAAACAGUCCCUCAAAAGUUGUUGUGGCUAGGCUGCCAGCUGGGAAACUUGAUUGUUUUCUCCACGGAGGAGGGGACGGGAGGAGGUGGGACGAGGAGACGAGCACAAGUGGAGGAGGCAAGGUCGCAUAUUGGAACGCACUCCCCUGUCCCUCGCACAGGUGGCUGCCAUGGUUCUGUUCUGCUCGCCCGCCUGGCCUGGCCUGGCCUGAACUGGCCUGCACCUCUCUCCUUUCUCACAGUGCCUCUGAACCUCAGCCGCUAAGCUCCCCCCCUCCCUCCUUCCCUCCAUCCCUCCCUCUCUCUCCGUCUCUCUCUCUCCUCCCUCUCUCCUCUCUAACUGGACUGCCUCACGCCUGAUCCUCAACACGCCCAUGAAAGCCAGAGGAGAGGGGGUUGGAGGGAGGUGCUCAAACUCUCUCUCUCUCUCCGGAAAAGAAAAAAUGAAAGAAAGGAAAAUACAGACUGUAAAAACAACUCUCCUCAAGUCAUGAUUUUGGAAUGUGCAUUUCUUUUUUUUCUUUCUGGAACAUCAUGAAAUGUGCCCAAACCAGUGGCCCAUGCAACUUAGGAGGGCCUUGUUCCUUUUCGGGUUUUGUUUUGUUUUUUAAAAACAUGAUAAAGCAAUUCAGAGGUGUUUGCCAAACUGCAAAACAUCGUUUUUGUCAUAUCAUUUUUUUUUGGUCCUUUUAGGAAAGUUUCCUUUUUAAUUUAAAUAUUUAACUCCACCCAAAGUUAAAUGCUUACAUGUCUUUUGAGCUGCACUGUAAUUCAUUCAAACGUGUCUGUGUGUGUGUCCAUAUCAGUGUGCACCCUGACUUCCGGAGGUUGUUUUUGUGUUUUUUGUUGUUAAGCUAUAACACUAAAAGCUGUACGGCGGUGCUCAGCAGCGCGCGCCAGACACAAUAUGGUACAGAGAUCCUCAGCAUCUAGUUUAUUUAUUCCCUCCCAGUCCCCCGCCCUUGCCCCGCCACUGGCCCGCACCUGUCCCGCCACUGGCCCGCACCUGUCCCAGGUGUUCCAAUAUUGGUGCUGUGGAAGAUGAUGUUACUGUGGCAUUUGUGCUUUUGGUUCGAAAGUUUUCCUCUUUUGGUUUGUUUGUUUUAUUUUUAUUUUAAAUAAUGAAAUCCCUGUGUAGGAUUACUAAUUUUAUCCUUUUUUUAAGUUAAGGCUAAAAGAAAAUAUCGAAAUAAAAUCCGUUGGUACUAAGUGCUGUGGCUGUCAUGUAGCUGAGCUCCGUCUCAAAUGAAAAUCUGCCUUAGUUCUUUGGGGGUGGGGGGUGGGGGUGAUCAGGGGAGGGGGGUGUCUGUACUCUGUCAUUUCAGUCCAGUAGGGAGACUGAUGUAUACGCUUGCUCACUGUCCACGAUGGGAUAGAGCAGCUGGAAUUGAGCACCAGGUGGUGUGGGAAAAGAUCACGUACCCAACAGUGCUCUAUUCUCCGAUCAGCUGAUUGCCAGGCCGAAUCGAUCUGGAAACUGUUAUCUUGUUAGCAAGGUUAUUUCGAAUAGGUACAUGGUUAUCGAGGUUGACCUAUUCUCUGAACAUGGACUCUGAACUUCCAGGGAUUUGUAAAUAGCCAUCAAAAUGAAUUGGGGGGUGGGGGAGAAAUGGGUACGUAGCCAUCUUCUGGCAGACUGUUAGUAACCAAAUAUUUAAAUGCCAAAUUUUUUAUUUUUUAUUUUUUUUUGUCCAUCCAUGAUUUUUUCCCCCCAGUUUCACAUCACACUGCUAAUGGCGAAAGAAAUAAACUGCACAAUGUUUAGUUUCUUCUGAAACUCUGUGGGAAAAAAAACUUUCAAAAUGAAUGACCAAUGCUAGUACUAACGUUACUGUGUCUCUGUUCAGUGUUCCAGUAGAUUAUGUUUCAGGUUUUUUUUUUGUAUUAAUUUAACUGUCAAAUAUUUUAUUGCCUUCUUUCAGGUUGGGGCUUUUCCCCCUCUAAGCUGUUGUAUAUGUGAUUUUUAAUUUUUUAUAUAUAUUAUACACUAGUUUUAAGAUUUCUGAAGCAAAUAGUUUUGAAGCAGUUUUUUUUGUUAUUUUGUAAGAAUUUCUAUUCCUUUUUAGACAUUUUGAGCGGUAUAUAUUUAUGUUUUGUAGAAGGAUUGCUAUGUAAUUGUUCAGGGGAACGGUACUGAGCCAUGUGUCACUUGCAUGGGUUAAAUAAAUAAAUCUGCUGCUUUUCGUCAUAACACGAGAUGUGAAUCACCAAUCGAGUGGAGGAGUCAAUGAAUCAUUGAUUUCUGCAUGCAGGUUCUGAUCUGUUUGCAAAAUAAAGCUAUUUUUAUGCACACAACUUAAA